AUGGUUGAUCACCUCCUGGGAACAUGGAAAUCAACUUCUUGUGAAAAUUUUGAUGAAUAUAUGAAACAACUGGGUGGAGUGGGAUUAGCCACCAGGAAGCUGAGCAGUCUGACCAAACCUGUUAUGACCAUCAGUGCACAAGGGGAUUUGAUUACAAUCAAGACCAAAAGCAUCUUUAAAAACAAUGAAAUCUCUUUUAAGCUGGGGGAAGAGUUUGAAGAAACCACACCAGAUGCCCGAAAAACCAAGAGUAUUAUAACCUUGGACAGUGGCUCUUUGACUCAUGUACAGAACUGGGAUGGCAAAGAGACUACCAUAAAAAGAAAGCUGGUAGAUGGGAAAAUGGUGGUGGAAAGUGCCAUGAAUGAUGUUACCUGCACUCGAAUAUAUGAGAAAGUGUGA
This is a messenger RNA of Dromiciops gliroides (monito del monte), 402 nucleotides long. Its product is annotated as fatty acid-binding protein 12-like. The coding region runs from base 1 to 402 and encodes 133 amino acids. The transcript has 5 exons. Gene Ontology annotation, molecular function: fatty acid binding. Lineage: Eukaryota; Metazoa; Chordata; Mammalia; Microbiotheria; Microbiotheriidae. Gene Ontology annotation, cellular component: cytosol; nucleus. Gene Ontology annotation, biological process: fatty acid transport. The record is from RefSeq and is a predicted model, not a curated record.